This is a messenger RNA of Colletes gigas, 6233 nucleotides long. Its product is annotated as glycogen synthase kinase-3 beta-like. Gene Ontology annotation, molecular function: protein serine/threonine kinase activity; ATP binding. The record is from RefSeq and is a predicted model, not a curated record. The coding region runs from base 1762 to 3384 and encodes 540 amino acids. The transcript is spliced from 9 exons. Lineage: Eukaryota; Metazoa; Arthropoda; Insecta; Hymenoptera; Colletidae. Gene Ontology annotation, cellular component: axon; nucleus; cytoplasm. Gene Ontology annotation, biological process: protein phosphorylation; signal transduction; negative regulation of canonical Wnt signaling pathway.
UGACCCGAUCUCGCCCGAACGGGUCAAUGUCUGAGGAGGCUUCGAAAAAUUUGUAACUGGUGUGGUGUUCCCGUGCUCGACGAGGAAGAGAAGUCGUCGUUGAUCGUCGAGAACUGAUUUUGUCGCGUUAAUCAAGUUCGCGCCUUUAUACCUUUUCCGGCGCUAGGUGCGAAGCGUCGUUGAAUUGUACAGUGAUUUCACGGUCGUCGAAAGUAGAGGCGAACAACGACGGCGACGACUACCUCCCCUCGAGCAACGACGACACGAACGACGGCGACGACGACGACGACGACAACGACGACGACGACGGCGACGACAACGACUACGACUACGACGAUUACGACCGCGACAACAACGACGACGAAGAAGAAGAAAACGUCCACGUCGGCGUCUACACGGUCCUCGAUCGUUCCUCUGUGUAGCUUAGCGCCUGUCGCGGCAAAAUGUGCAGAAACCUGGCAAGUCGACAACGUCGGGCCUGAGAAGUCGGGACGCGCGUUAGAGUGACGAGUACCGACGGGAUUCAAAGUGUAUCGAGAGAGAUAACGCAAUUGAGAAAGAGUGGCUGUGGCGGAGGUGAGGCGGUAGGCGCUUCCCCCGCACCCUCCAUAAGUACGAGGACGGGAGUGAGAAGACAGAAAAGCGAACAAGGGGGAGAGAAAGGAAAGAAAGAAAAGGCGAGAGAGUAAGGGAGGUGGACAGAGACAGUGGACGACUACGCCGUUAGGCUAAAAAAGAGAAGACGAGCGAAGAAAGAAAAUUGGGGAGCGCGAGUGGUCGGUGUGCCAGAAGUAACAACGGUCUAACAACGAUUAACCGUCAAAGGCGUUGUCAAAAAAGUAAAAAUUAAUCGUGCUAUCAGUACCAUAGAAGCUACGGUGAGGUACAUAGGUGGGCAACGACGGAGAAAUCUGACCCGUCAGCCGGAUCGUCGUGGAGUUGCACUAUAUAGGAAGGCUACCAAGUGCGGCGGUGUGCCUCCACUGGCGAGCGCGUACGAACCAUUCCGAAAACGUCGACCCCCGCUUCCCCUCGCGGCAUAGCUCUCCGCAACACUCCGCGCCCUAGUCAGGUUAUUAGGUAGUAGAACCGCGCUUCUCGGUUUGUGAUAUUCCCUGACAGCGGCGAGCAAUACGAAAAAUUGUCGUAAAUUGUGUCAAUCCGCGUAGUUGGACGCCACCGGCGCGGUAUCGUAGCCGCCGGUGGACAUCGCUGAAAGAAGAAAAAGAGCAUCGUGUGAAUCGGAUCGGACGGCAAGCCUGUCGCGUCAAGUGCUUGGUGCAAACGGAGUGUAUAUAACCCGGUACGCGUUGUUCCAUCACGACGAACGUUGAUCGCGAGAGUCGCUACCAUCGCCGCCGACCACCAUCGUCACCGAGUGCGAACAUACUUAAAGGAAGUGUCAAGAGUGCGAACAAAAUUCUGACGCCCGCCGCUUUCCCUCCUUUUUCCCUCUACUUGGCUUUGCCAGCUAACCAUCCUCCUUAUCCACGGUUUUCUUUACUUUCUUCUUUCUCGAUCUUGCGCGCGUUUUACUCGCUCGUCGUUUUUCCCUCCCUUCUAUCCCUUCGGCUCCCGCCCGCCCUCUCUUUUUUCUUACUCUCUUGCUCUCACCCUCUUUCUCCCGUGUUGUUCCAUCUCACUCUCUUUCUCUCCCUUCAUCCGUCGAUCGAGCACGACCGUGGCGUAAUAUAGAAGAACAGAACCGUGUAGACGUGUAUAUGCGUGCGUGCGAUGUGAUUAUCGUUCGUGCUGUCAUUGAUGUCCGAGGUGGUGUCGACAACGACGACGACGAGUUCGGACGACGAAGACGACGACGACGACAACGAGUUGCUGGCUUUUUUUUUCCCGCAAGCCUUUCGUAAAGAGGAGGAGAAGGAAGUGGCACGGCCAGCCGAGGCGGCGGCCAGCGGAAACAGAAGCGGCAUACUCCAGACCUCGGUGUCAGGUGGAGGUGGAGGAGCCGGUCAAGAAGAUUUCAGGAUGAGCGGCCGACCGAGGACCACCUCCUUCGCCGAGGGCAACAAGCUGCCUGCAAAUCCACCCCUGGGUGGCAUAAAAAUCAGCAGUGGUGCGAUGUACAAUGCAGGCAAGGAUGGCAGCAAAGUGACGACCGUGGUAGCUACCCCUGGUGCAGGCCCAGAUCGCCCCCAAGAAGUCGCCUACACGGACACAAAAGUAAUCGGUAAUGGCAGCUUCGGCGUUGUGUAUCAAGCCAAACUCUGUGAUACAGGAGAAAUGGUUGCCAUCAAGAAGGUUCUGCAAGACAAGCGAUUCAAGAACCGAGAAUUACAAAUCAUGCGACGUCUUGAGCAUUGCAACAUCGUGAAACUAAAAUAUUUCUUCUACUCUAGUGGGGAUAAGAACAUCUUAAACGCAACUAAUCCAGUUUUUCAUGUGGACAAGGACGAGGUUUAUCUGAAUCUAGUCCUGGAAUACAUACCCGAAACUGUGUACAAAGUCGCUCGACAUUAUAGUAAAAGCAAGCAAACGAUACCGAUCAGUUUCAUUAAGCUGUAUAUGUAUCAACUGUUCCGUUCCCUAGCGUAUAUACAUUCCCUGGGGAUUUGUCAUAGGGACAUUAAGCCACAGAACUUAUUGUUGGACCCAGAAACUGGCGUUCUGAAGCUUUGCGACUUCGGUUCUGCCAAGCAUCUGGUUUUUGGGGAGCCUAAUGUGUCUUACAUUUGCAGUCGUUACUAUCGCGCGCCCGAACUGAUCUUUGGUGCUAUUAACUACACUACAAAAAUUGACGUGUGGAGCGCUGGUUGCGUAUUGGCAGAAUUAUUGCUCGGUCAACCGAUAUUCCCCGGGGACAGCGGUGUAGAUCAGCUUGUCGAGAUCAUCAAGGUUCUCGGUACACCGACACGCGAUCAGAUACGUGAGAUGAAUCCAAACUAUACCGAAUUCAAAUUCCCACAGAUUAAGUCGCAUCCUUGGCAAAAGUUUAUGCUUCAGCGAAUGAGUGGUCUAAAGUGUUCCACGGAGCACCAAAAGAUUAGAGUCUUCAGGGCACGCACACCCCCGGAAGCGAUGGAUCUGGUCGCCCGGCUAUUGGAGUACACGCCGUCGUUACGAAUGACUCCGCUGCUAGCGUGUGCGCACUCGUUCUUCAACGAGUUGCGAGAACAGGGCACACGAUUGCCAAACGGUCGGGAGCUUCCGCCAUUGUUUGACUUUACAGAGCAAGAGCUGCGAAUUCAGCCUGCUUUAAAUUCGACCCUAAUACCGAAGUACAUGCAAUCUUCGGACAGUCCCGGAGGCCAAUCGGAAGCCACGAGUGCUGCCGCGGGGGCUAGCGGUAAUUCUAGUGAUAAUAACGUCAGCACCAACACACCCUCCAGUACACAGAAUACAGACCCCAGCCAAUCGAAUAUGGCUUAAGUUGCUUUAUUUUUUAACGUUAUAAACUGAGAGAAUUCACGUUAGAGUUAGCCUUAACGGUGGCGAGAUGAAUGGAAAACCUGAUCUUCUGAGGAGGAUGUCCCCCCCGACCCUCAACCCCCCAAAACCUCAACCCUAACCCGUUGUAAAUUGAACUCAAUGGAAUGGCGAUACGAAGUGGUCUUUGAGCUUUGUUCGCUUACACAUAUAGUAACAAAAAUGAUUCCCUUUAUAAUGGGCUAGCUAAGGACACGACUCCAAUAGCGUACGAACGCUUGAUUGCCACCUUAUUGCCAAGUUGAAUUCAAUGUAUAUAUAUAUAGGAAACUGGCCCGUAACCUCUUUAAACUAUAAUUGCUAUAAAAAAAAAGCGAAGUUUUCUAGUUGAAAAUGUGUAAUCUAUAACGUCUAGUAGCGCGUUAACGUCGCUUGCGUCGUCAUUUUAUUAAAAAAAAAAAGAAAAAAAAAGAUAAGGAAAAAACUGCGCGAAAUCAGCUUGAUGAAUGUCAAUGAAAAAAAUUGUUGGAGAAAGGAUUACGAUGAUCGCUACACUCUCGACUUGCAAGACAUUUCACUCGAUAAGACUGAAAACUUGCGUUUUCCACCGUGCGUAUAUUCAACGACAAGAUAAUGAUUCUCUUAUAUUACACCGGUUCGUAUUUCGUACCGAGCGAAGUAACCUGUGGAUGGAACAUUCGGUGUAGAAAUAUUUUUUAUUGUGUUUAAAUUCUAACGAGCAUCGUCGCUGGUAUUGUUGAUCGUGAAUCAAAGAAACGAGAUCGAGAAACAUGGAAAAUAAAAUAUUUUACGCAGAGAGUUUCAAUGGAAUGCAUACACACACACAGAGACACACAUACACACACACACACACACGGACACAGACAGACACAUGCACGCACGCACACGGGUAUUUGCAUGCACAAUCUCUAUUUAUCGUAAGAUGAAUUUCGUGAUGCGGAUACGCUGAAUAUACUAGCACAGAUAAACAGAACCCAUAAAAUUCGAGAAAAACAACGGAAGUUUCUAUUGUUGAGACAUGAUACAACUGCAAAAAAAAUAUUCAUGUCCGCCGGUCAUGCCUCAAGGAUUCGAUUAGUUAAACCCUCCACUAUUAAGGACAUUACGAUACCAUAGUACUAUUACGAAUAUUACGAUUGUUACGUAUCUCUCACAAAAAUUAACUAGACGCACGUUUUCAAAAUUUUUCAUUCUUCUCGACAAACGUCUACGCAAUUAAGUGGAGCGUUUUAUUUUUUAAACCACACGCAAUAUUUGACAUAGGAUUGUUUGGCGGCGCGAAAAAUGAACGUUUCAUUGUCUACGUUUAACGUGCAAGACUUGUACGCGUCGUACUCUGCAAAGUAAACUAAAUUACAAACUUCCGUGCUGUGGAUCGCCAUAUACAUUACUGUAUGUCCGAAGUACCAGUCAUACAGUGCUUAAAAUUGUUGAUUGUCUUCUCUGUAUAGUUGAUUUGGUUUUACGCGCAAAGUCAAGAAUUUUGUUCUAGGAAACGUGGACCUCGAAAUUAAAAUCGUAUAGGGUACCGAGGUAUACCGUGUAUACAAAGAAUUGUGUACAUUACGCAUAGUGUUGACAAACCUGUGCAGCUGGACCUUCGGAACAUGUAUAACUAGCCACUCAUACAUCUACAUAUCAUUGCGUCGCAAAAGUAAUAGAAGGGAGGGAGGCUGCCGAUAAAAAACAAGUCUAACCAAUUCAGUUCCUUUUUUAGAGAAAGGACGAAACGUUAAGGAAACAAACAGCGAUAGACCGAGAGGAAGAGAGGGAGAGAAAGGAAGCGUGAGUGAAUGGAACAGAAAGAAAGCGGAAGCAAGAGAGUGAGAGAUCUUAGCAUUCGUUUUAGAGUUUUAUGAAUGUUGAUGAUGUAACUUAAGUUUUAAACAAUUAACCAGGUUUAGUGAUGUACCUCAUUACUAAGAGAAAUUACGUGAAUUUAUUAUUUCCCCCCUCUGGUCCGAAAGGAGAAUAUGUAAUUUUGAUAUAAUUGGGAAUGAUCGUCACAAUCGAAAAAAUUAUUGUUUAUGUUUUAACAUAAAGCAAAACAGGAUCUAACGAGUUACUGAUCAUAGAAUUUUGUUGGCAUUGUCACGGCUCUGCAUAAAUACGUUAUUUAUUUUAGAAUCUUUUUUUUCCCCCCGCUGUGAAAUAACGGAUAACUUAGUGAAAUGUCAGACGAGCUGCUCACGAUGCUUAGAACGAAGCUCGAUGGACGUAAAUGUAUAGUUUGACUUGUGAUCAAAAAAAAGUAAUUCUUUAGAUUUAAAUUAUUUAUGUGCUCCUGUAACGUACAGCUGGCUUGAUGUGUCUUCAUCCUCAUCAACCGAUACUAUUAUAAACAAUACAACCUAAGCUAUACGUUAGGAUGUGGUUGCUUAAGAGAUGCAAACCGUUCAAUUAAUUACAUAGCGCUUCUUUCACAUUUUCAGGCCGGUAGAAAUGCUAAAUUCAAAGACAAAAAGAAGAGAUCCCGAAUCUAGCUGUAAAAUUAGACAAAAAGAAAAAAAAGUCUAAAAAUGCAUACCAAGUUUAAAUCGCACGGCUUCAAUAUAGAUUGUUGGUUAUUUAUCGUAAUUAUUAUUAAUAAAUAAAUUCAUCAAUUUAGUUUGAUUUAAUCUUUCUCAUCUCGUCUUAAUGCAAACAAUAAUAAUGUACACAAUUACUCGACUCGAUGUCCAAAACGGUGACAGGUAGUGACUUCUAUAAUUGAAACUACGAUUUUGUACAUUCAAACACGCUUGGAAAUCUUUAUCAUGUCAAUCUUUCGCAUGUCGAUACGCGAGAUAGGCUAAAUCUCGGUGUAUAGUCACAGUUAAGGUAAAUAAUUA